This is a messenger RNA of Apis laboriosa (Himalayan honeybee), 1216 nucleotides long. RefSeq names its product oocyte zinc finger protein XlCOF6-like. The transcript is spliced from 3 exons. Lineage: Eukaryota; Metazoa; Arthropoda; Insecta; Hymenoptera; Apidae. Gene Ontology annotation, molecular function: DNA-binding transcription factor activity; RNA polymerase II cis-regulatory region sequence-specific DNA binding. Gene Ontology annotation, biological process: regulation of transcription by RNA polymerase II. The record is from RefSeq and is a predicted model, not a curated record. Bases 158 to 1216 code for a protein of 352 amino acids.
AUGGAUAAUGCACUUUUUCCUUUCGAAUUUAAAUUUUUGGAUAGCAGACGAAACGAUUGAUAUCUUUCUUUUUUUCGUUUAGUUUGAAUUUUACACGAUGGUAUUGUCGAUACGUACGUGUAUAUUUUCAGCUGGAAUUACUUUAUAGUAAACAAAUAUGAGAGUGAAAACCGUGCCGAGGCAGAGGAUAUCUCAAGGUAACGCGAACGUUGGCUCGGUGCGUGAAACGGUUACCAGAAAAAUUGAAAAUUCGGAACAACGCUCGAACGAUGAGGAAAAGAAAGUGUCAAAAGGCGAAAGUGAUGCGUUACUCGAGCCGAACGAUUCGGGCGAAGGAGAUCAGUCGAAAGAUCUAUCAGUGAAAGUCAAGGAGAAGAUGGAAACAUCGAUCCACUUGGAAAAAGUGUUGAACAUGUCGAUCAAGAUCGAAGAGGAUUCGGUGCUUCUCAGCUUAAUAGCUGGUCCAAGUUGCAAUUACUCCAACUCGCACUCAAAGAGAGAUACAAAGGAAUUUAUUAGCAACGACGACAAUAACAAUAUAAUAACAUCGGAGACGGAAUCGGAAAAUUAUUCCUGCGUUGCCGGUUGUUCGAGCAAAGAAGAUUCAGAAUCGUGCGAAAACAAAGACGAGGAGAGAGAGGAAGCUCUUAAUUUAUGCAAACGGGAUUGUGAAGAGAAAGACGUGUCGAAUCACAAUGUGGGAUCCGAUGAAAAGUUAAAGGACACUUUUCUUUACAAAAUCAUGACAGAUCCGACGUUCCUAGACAAUAUACAAAAGAGCAAACAGACGAAGCGAUACAUGUGCGAAUUUUGUAAGCAAACGUUCGGUAACAGCGACGAGUUGGCCGAUCACAUGGAUGUGAAGAAGGACGAGUCGAAUCAGGUGAUAUGUUGCGCGUGCAAGAAAACCUUCGCCCAGAAACGGUAUCUGAGAUAUCAUCAGAGGUGUCACUCGGAGAGGACCAUGUUUACCUGCGACAUAUGCACCAAGAAGUACACCAGGAUGGACAAUUUGUCCAGGCACAACGCAUUCCACGUGAACCCGGAUAAAUUCUCGUGCACGUUCUGCGAGAAGACAUUCGCGAGGAAGGAUCUGUUGAACAAGCACUUGAAAAGUCACGACAAGAAUCGUUUUAUGUGCGAGGUGUGUCAAAGAUAUUUCAAAGGCCCGCUUACGUUGGAUAAUCAUAAAAAGAAUUUCCACUCCAUUGUAUAA